Messenger RNA from Metarhizium album ARSEF 1941, 351 nucleotides. RefSeq names its product PDZ-binding protein, CRIPT. Lineage: Eukaryota; Fungi; Ascomycota; Sordariomycetes; Hypocreales; Clavicipitaceae. The record is from RefSeq and is a predicted model, not a curated record. Gene Ontology annotation, molecular function: microtubule binding. The transcript is spliced from 4 exons. Gene Ontology annotation, biological process: cytoplasmic microtubule organization. The coding region runs from base 1 to 351 and encodes 116 amino acids.
AUGGUCUGCACCAAGUGCCAGAAACUGUCCAAGACGACGCUGGCCACUCCCGAUGUCAAGAAGAAGAGUGAAAUGUACUACGGCUCCCCCGCAGCAUCCUCUUCAAAGCCAAGGUCGACCACUAUUGGACAAAGCGGUGUCAGCAAACUUUUGUCAAAAACUGCCAAGAAUCCUUACGCCCAGUACUCAAGCUCGUGCACAAAAUGCAAGGCAACGGUGUCACAGGGUCACAGUCUUUGCCAGACAUGCGCGUAUAAAAAUGACUCCUGUGCUAUGUGUGGGAAGCCAAAUAAGAAAAAGAAGGCUGAUGCCGCUCCAUCGGUCACAGGCCAGAAGUUCACUCUGAAGUGA